CUGUGGUUCUAUCUUAUUAAUAAUUUAUUAUUCAGUUAUUUAUCGUGUGUAGCAAUCUUGUUGUUAUAAGGUUAUAACUUAUAGUGUGUAAUCUUAUAUCCAUUGUAUAAACGAAGCAAAUACCAUUGGCUUUGAAAUUUAUUAAUGGUAUAAAUAUAUAUUUCCCAGAACAAAACAAUCGUAAUCAAAUUCGUGACUUUUGAGUURCAGUAGGAAUUCCUAUAAAAUUAUAAAUAUGGGAAAGUUGAAUGUGGCUAUGCUUCGUUAUUUGACACGUGAAGAUUUCAGAGUUUUGACUGCUAUUGAAAUGGGAAUGAAAAACCAUGAACUAGUUCCAGCUACAUUGGCUGCUUCAAUUGCAAAUCUACAUCAUGGUGGUGUACACAAAAUCUUAAAGGAACUCUGCAARCAUAGACUUUUGUCAUAUGAGAGAGGAAAACAUUGUUAGUAUAUUGGUUUU
Messenger RNA from Diuraphis noxia (Russian wheat aphid), 460 nucleotides. RefSeq names its product RIO kinase 2 (gene RIOK2). Gene Ontology annotation, cellular component: nucleus; preribosome, small subunit precursor; cytosol. The record is from RefSeq and is a predicted model, not a curated record. Lineage: Eukaryota; Metazoa; Arthropoda; Insecta; Hemiptera; Aphididae. Gene Ontology annotation, biological process: maturation of SSU-rRNA; protein phosphorylation. Gene Ontology annotation, molecular function: protein serine/threonine kinase activity; ATP binding.